Messenger RNA from Amaranthus tricolor (Joseph's coat), 1509 nucleotides. RefSeq lists its product as uncharacterized. Gene Ontology annotation, molecular function: nucleic acid binding. Lineage: Eukaryota; Viridiplantae; Streptophyta; Magnoliopsida; Caryophyllales; Amaranthaceae. Bases 1 to 1509 code for a protein of 502 amino acids. The transcript is spliced from 5 exons. The record is from RefSeq and is a predicted model, not a curated record.
AUGGCCUCUCCCACAAAAAUUCAUCCCGCCACUUUGGUUACUAACAUUAAAACAAGUGUGCCUAUCCAAUUUAAUGAAGAUGGUUCCAAUUUUCAUUCUUGGGUCACUUUAUACAAGCUUCAUUGUCGAGCCCAUCUUGUGGAUUCUCACAUUCUUCCCGAUGACUCCUCUAAAGCUUUAGUUUCUAAAGAUUCCGAAUGGCAACGUCUUGAUGACAUUGUUCACACAUGGAUUUAUGGCUCUAUUAGUCCUUCCCUCCUUCAAUCUAUAUCUUAUUGCAGUGAACUUGAAACUAUUGCUACUUCUCUUACUAAUCUUGGCACUUCCAUCACCGAUAAUCGAUUGGCUCUUCAAAAUUGGAAGAACGCUCCAACCAUAAACACAAUUCUCCCGCUCAAGAUUCGGCCCUUAUUACCACCAACAAAGCUUCUUUUUCUGAAAAUUCCGCUCAUUUUAACAACCGCGGCCCUUCCCACCACCGCGGUGGCCACCGCCACGCUUGUCGUGGUGGCCGGACCCACCGUGGCAGCCACCAUGGCUCCGCCAGUGCAUCUGGCCCCUGGCAGCAGAAACAACUCUAGCCCACCCUCUUUUCCCUCUUAUCCUUAUCCUGGAUGGCCUUACUGGGCCGGAUACAAUUGGGCCCAACCUGCUGCUCCCUUUCCCACAUCUUGGGCUCCUCCUUCUUCAAGCAAUGGACCUUCUGCUGGUCUUCUUGGUCCGCGACCGGCACAAAGUUAUCACACCGGGACUAAUGCUUCUAUGAAUUAUACUUCUACGGACAUCGAUCAUGCUAUGAACACUUUCUCUUUGUCUACUCCGGAUGAGCAAUUUUAUAUGGAUACCGGUGCCACAUCCCACAUAACUCGAUCUCAAGGUACUUUACUUCCUUAUUUUCCUUUAAAGCAUCAAUUCAAUAAUGUUAUUGUUGUCGGUAAUGGUAAUUUAAUUCCAGUUCUUUGUCACGGGCAUAUUUCUUUUCCUUCCUCCCAAAAAUCCCUUACUCUAAAAAAUGUCUUACAUGCACCUAAACUUAUUAAAAACCUUAUUUCCGUUUGUAAAUUCACUCCUGAUAAUAUGAUUUCUGUUGAAUUUGAUCCUUUUGGCUUUUCUGUGAAGGAUUUGGCCACGGGGAGCAUCGUUCUGAGAUCUAAUAGCACGGGUGAUCUUUAUCCUUUCCAAUCUACACAUGGAGCUUCUCCUUCGUCUUCCACAUCAUCGGCUUUUUUCGUUUUUUCUUCUAGUAUUUGGCAUUCCCGUUUAGGACAUCCGAUGAUUUGUGGACAUCUCCUAUUUCUAGUCCAUCGGGAUAUAAAUACUAUGGGUGAAUUUGACAAUAAUAUGUUUCAUCAAUUUUGUACUAGUCGGGGUAUUACUCUUCGUUUUUCUUGUCCUUACACAUCUUCUCAAAAUGGCAAAUUCGAAUGCAAAAUCCGCUCCAUCAAUAACAUCAUUCGUACUCUUUUAUGUCAUGCUUCCCUUCCUCCGUCUUUUUGGCCUCCGCCUUAA